AUGGGGACCGCGAAUAAAAGAUCACUAAAGGAAAUAUUGGACUCUGAGUACGUUGAGAAUAGCGAUGACGAAGUACAGCAUGGUGAUAGCGAUCACGAUGUGUCUGACAAUGAGGAAGCACCACUUGAUCCCAGUAUUUGUGAAGAAUGUAGGGAUAUGAAGUUUGAGAUCAUAUGUAAAGAUUGUCAAGAGAACUUUUGUGUGAUCUGCUAUGAAAUGAUUCACAGAGGUGGUAAAAGAAGAAAGCAUGAAUUCACUAAAGUUUCAAUAGAUAACCCGGGUGAGGCCACUGAAACAACACUACAACAAUUACCUGCUGACAGUAGUGAACAGAAAGAAUUACAAGAUACGAUAAAUAAUUAUGAUGGUUCAGAGAUACCGGCUCAGAAACAGGAAUCUGUUGAAGAUACCAAUUCUAUUGACAACAAAUUGAUGUCCAUUCUUUUUGAAACGUCUCAUUACAUACCUAUGAGAUUAACAUAUGAAGAAAGACAUUUGCUAAGGCUGUUGGAAGCAGCUUUGCAAGUCUCCGAAUAUACAGAUAGAGUCGAUAUUUUGUCAAACAAAUCGAAAUCAAGACGUAUAGUAGAACAAUUGAAAGAAAUAUGUUCUGUGCUUUCAGGCUUGGUAGUGGCUUCCAACAUGAAAUUGGGUCAGAAGCUAUUGGAUAUGAAAAACUUUUCUGACAAUGCUAAAUGGUUCCAGGAUAUCUUUGAAAUCGGAAGAAGAUACAAAAUCAUGAACCCCGAACGUAUGCGUGACACAUACGGUAAGUUAUGCUACAUGGUUAUGGAUUCCAGAUUACCUCAAAUUUGUGAACAUAUGGAAUUUCACUUAUACAAACCUAUCUUAACAGUUCAGUCAUUCUUAACAACUAAGACGGAAGAUAAUGGUAAAGCAAUGGGAAUUUUCAAAGAUAAAUUGAUCCUAGCGGCUACUAGCCAUAUUUCUCCUGUCGGUAGAACAAGGAAUCAAAUAAAUAGAAGUAUUAAACAAAAAGAAACUGCUAUUGAAACUCUAGCAUCAAAGUACAGCAGCAAACACUACUCAAAGGAAGACAUCAGACAGGCUUUGUACUCUAUUGGAGAUUACAACGCAUAUGUGAAUAUGAACAGAAAGCCUGUGUUGAGAAUGUUAUCGAGAUUAGAAAUAUUCCGCCAACCAGAAGUGGCUGCAAAGUAUAACAUUGGUAUUCAGUAUGGUCGCAAUGGUGCCAGAUUAACACACGAUCAUGAGAGACAAUGGCACUACGUACAACAGUCUCUAACACUUUGGUCUAUUAUUCAAAGGGAGAUGGUAAAGUUAUGGUAUAUUGCUGACCUCGAUCUAUUUGAUGGAUCUAACUAUAGACUGGCUUCAACAGGACAUGGCCUAAAUCGGAUUAAACCUUGUCCUAGAAUCUACAAAGAAAUGCACAGGAUUAUUGGGGAGUGUAGAUCUAAAACAGAAGCUUGGGUGGGGUCAUCUGUUGUCCAUUUAGGAGAUGAUGCUGUUCCUAAUGCCCUGUUCUUCCUGGACAAGUACACUCAAGUACCAAGCAUUCUAAUUCCAUUCGAUCAAACAUUAAUCCAAAUAAAUGACCUUGUUAAAAAUGAUGAGUACUUACUGGAUUAUAUUAAAAAGGAAUAUGGUUCUGUUGAGGAUUUGAAAAUGACUAUCUUACAGGAUGCAUUUGCUCAUAUGUUUGAUGGAUCAGGAGCAGACAACUUUUACAUGAGUGGAUCUUGCAUUGACGGUAGAUUAACUUCAGCAUGGAACCACUGUAACGAAAUCUCCAAGAAGAAGUAUUAUAACAUCUUCUUAUUGACAUCAUUUACAGGAUUUAAUGGUUCUGAAGGGUUUUGA
This is a messenger RNA of Nakaseomyces glabratus, 1845 nucleotides long. RefSeq lists its product as uncharacterized. Gene Ontology annotation, molecular function: zinc ion binding. Lineage: Eukaryota; Fungi; Ascomycota; Saccharomycetes; Saccharomycetales; Saccharomycetaceae. The record is from RefSeq and is a predicted model, not a curated record.